AUGUCGGAAAAAAUCAGCGCCGACCAGAAGCUCGACGGCCGUCGCCUCCUCGCGUGCCUCUUUGCCCUUGUCGUUGCCGCUAUCCUCGUCAGUGUCCUUGUCUUCACAAUCAUACGCCCCUCGAAGCCCGUUUUCACCCUCGAGGACGCCACCGUCUUCCGCCUCAACCUCUCUGCCGCCCCCAACGCCAUCUCGGCCGCCGUCCAAGUAACUGUGUCGGCCCGCAACCCCAAUGGCAACACCGGCGUCUACUACGACUCCCUCCACGCGUACGCUGACUACCGGAGCCAGCAGGUGACCUACUUCGCGGCCAUCCCGCCGGCCUACCAGGUCCCGCGGGGGGUCGACGUGUGGUCUCCGCUCGUGUACGGGGACUCAAUCCCCGUAGCGCCGUACAAUGGGCUCGCCCUUGCCCAAGAUGCGGCGGGCGGGUCAAUCCCGCUCGACAUUAGGAUCAACGGGCGGAUUAGAUGGCGGUUAGGGCCGAUCAUCACGGGUCGUGUCCAUCUGCACGUGGAUUGUCCGGCGGUGAUACCCGUAGGGCGUGGGGUCAUGGUCGGGGUUGCGGUCAAGUACCAACUAUCGCAGAGCUGUAGCGUCAGCGUCUGA
Striga asiatica is the source of this 609-nucleotide messenger RNA. NCBI's taxonomy places the organism in Eukaryota, Viridiplantae, Streptophyta, Magnoliopsida, Lamiales, Orobanchaceae. The record is from the annotation of a GenBank genome assembly.